AGUCGACUUUUGGAUUUCGCAAACGAAAGAACAAAAAUUUCAAAAUGAGACUUAUUAUUUUUGGAGUGUUUUUGUGUUUAACCCAAUCUUCUUAUGGUUUCUUUGGCUAUACAAGAAAAUAUAAUAAUCACGAAGAGCCUUUUUUGCCUCAUACAAAUCGUAUUUUACUUAUCAAUCCUAAGACGAUAGGUGAGAAAUGGAUCGAACAAAGAUUAGAUCACUUUAAUCCACAAGAUGAACGAAAAUGGAUGAUGAGAUAUUUUGAAAACGACGAACAUUAUAUUCCAAAUGGCCCGAUAUUCAUUUAUGUCGGUGGAGAAUGGUCGAUUAGUGCUGGUUCAAUCUCAGCGGGAAGUCACAUUUACGAUCUUGCAAAGGAACAUAACGGAAUUCUUUUUUAUACCGAACACAGAUAUUACGGUAAAAGUCAUCCCACGACCAAUACUUCGACAGAGAAUUUACGGUUCUUGAAUAUCGAUCAAGCAUUGGCCGACUUAGCAUUUUUCAUAAAUCAUAUAAAAUCGCGGUCAUCUGAUUUAACGAAUUCUCGAGUUAUUAUGGUUGGCGGUAGUUACAGUGCUACAAUGGUCGCUUGGAUGCGUAAAAAAUUUCCACAUCUUGUUACUGGUUCAUGGGCAUCAAGUGCACCACUUGAAGCACUGCUAGACUUUUAUGAAUACAAAGAAGUGAUGACAAAUGCUAUAAAACUUGUUGGUGGCGAUGAAUGUGCUGAAACAUUUAAAAAUGCUUUUAAAGAAAUGGAACAUUUGGUUGAGAUAGGGGAAACCAGAAGGCUUCAUUUAGCUUUUAAUCUUUGUUCAUCACUUGAUUUGACACAAGACAUUCCACAUUUCUUUUACGAAUUAUCUGAUAUUGUCGCUGGAUUAGUUCAGGGACAUCGACCGGGUAAUAUUGAGAGAGCCUGUGAUUAUAUGAAAGAUCAAAAGGAGACUCUCGAUAAAGAUGAACUCGAUGCAUUCGCCGCUUGGAUUAGAAAAGGAUCUUGGACAUGUUUGGAUAUGAGCUACCAGAACAAUGUGAUAAAAUUCACAAAUAUUGAAUGGGGAUCGGAAGCUAAUCGGCAAAUGAGACAAUGGAUUUAUCAGACCUGCAGUGAGUUUGCAUGGUUUCAAACAUCAACAUCAAAGAAUCAAAUCUUCGGAACGACUUAUCCAGUUGAUUAUUUUUUGAAGCUUUGCCAGGAUCUCUAUGACAACUCAUUCAAUUUAACAACAAUCGAACAAAACAUCGCACGUACAAACACAUUCUAUGGUGCGUUGAAGCUUUCAUUAACAAAUGUUUUCUUCACUCAUGGAGGUCUUGACCCUUGGCAUCCAACCGGAAUUUUAGAAGAUUUGAACGAAUCAACCCCAGUUGUUGUUUUGCCUUUAAACGCUCAUGUUUCCGAUUUAGGUCAAAUUUCAUCGUACGAUUCACCUGAAUUGAAGGCAACAAAAGAGAAAAUUCAAGAAUUAGUUCGUCAAUGGCUAAAUGAAUAAACAAUGAAAAAGUUGAACUGAUUGAUUUUUUUAUAAUAAAUCUGACUUUGUAAUCCAUACAGUUAUGAUCCCGUCUUUCAUGAAAAGAAAUUGAAAAAUAUUUAAAUUAAAAAAACUUUAG
Clunio marinus is the source of this 1620-nucleotide messenger RNA. NCBI's taxonomy places the organism in Eukaryota, Metazoa, Arthropoda, Insecta, Diptera, Chironomidae. The record is from the annotation of a GenBank genome assembly.